This is a messenger RNA of Trematosphaeria pertusa, 1278 nucleotides long. RefSeq lists its product as uncharacterized. The coding region runs from base 331 to 1245 and encodes 304 amino acids. The record is from RefSeq and is a predicted model, not a curated record. NCBI's taxonomy places the organism in Eukaryota, Fungi, Ascomycota, Dothideomycetes, Pleosporales, Trematosphaeriaceae. The transcript has 3 exons.
CCGAGCUUGAGAGCGCGCGGGGUCGCUGGCGACGUCUGUGCACGUCCGCUGCCUUCCUUGAGCAGCGAAAGAUUGGCAACGAACUGUUCCGCCGCCAGUAAUUCCCGAAUCACUUGCCCUGCGUGAGGACAUUCACAUCUCUUUUCGCUGCUGACAAUAACAAUACUAGCGGCUUCGCCAUCUGCGUACACGACUCCAGCGACUCAGUUUCGACGACUCCGUAGACCCGUCGACCGCGCCGACAGUGAAGGACCGUGAUAAACACCGCGACCGACGCGCGAACCAUACCCAGCCUGACAUCAAUAAGACGCGAGUGCCGACUCCAGGCGUAUGGCAACGGACAAACAACGGCAAUCGCCCCUUUCCGCCACGGAAGCAUGGGAAAGGCUGGAGAAGACCCUGUCUCGACCCAUAGAAGGCCGUAAAAGUCGAACACAGGUCAAUGAUGCGAAGGAUAUUUUGGACGAGUCACCAACAGGGACGAAACGCAAGAGAUAUCAAGCCUUUCUCUUCGAAGUUUUGCGCAAAUGUGGGCCAACCUUCGUUGUACUGUGCGCUAUUGGUCUAGGCCAGGCCAAUAUCGCCAACAUGAAUGCAGCAAGUCGUUCGUCACUACUGGGCAUACUCGAAAAGAAGAAAGGGCUUCCUCUUAUCAGAAACCUCAAAGAUAUAGUGCCAACCCGAUUAAAAGAUAUUCAUGUCGCAUCUCAUCCACGACCCGUUGAGAAGAUUCGAGACCAGUAUCACAUCUACAAGUUCGCCACAAUAGAUAAUCCUGCGUUCUCGAGCUAUUUCCCUCCGCGCCUUCUACAAGCUAUAAAUGACAGUGCUCUUUGGGCUUGGGAAAUGCGGAAAUCGUCGACAGAAACUGAAAUUGUUAGGACGGACGUACCUUGGUCAGCAUUUGAAGACUGUAUGAUGUUCUUGGAAGUUGGCUCUGCUCAAGGGAUCAUCGCUAUGUUGUUUACACCCGACAAACGUACACCAUGCCCUUCGUGCUGUCCCGACCAUUACUUCCUUAGAGGCGCUUCCAUAGAAGCAAUAUCUGCCCUCUUCGGUGCAUAUUUAUCCCAGGCUAUAGACGAGAGUGAAUUGCGAAAGUGGGAAAAGGAAAACCAGCAGCUGGAGACGACCGAUUGUGUGGAGAUGCAGCUGCUUCGAGACUCGACUUCGCCCCAUGGCAUACUCAAACUGCGAAUUGGAUGGAGGCUAGGUAACCCAAUAGUGAAUUCGUUGUAUACAUAAUCCACACAAUUGCUACACCACUUUCGACCGGCC